AUGUCCGGCACUGAAAAUUCGAUCAAAGCCGACCAUUUAUGUGUCCUGGUGCAUGGGCUCUGGGGUAAGCCAUCGCACCUUGACUACAUGGUAGCGGCGCUUAAGGAGAGACACGGCGAAGAAAACCUUCACAUUCUAUGCCCAGAAGGAAACAGCGGCAAUUUCACCUACGAUGGAAUCGAAGUGGGCGGCGAACGGGUGGUGCAUGAGAUCGAAGACACCUUUGAAAAAUUAGAGGCCAAAGGACAAAAAAUCACGAAAAUCAGCGUUGUUGGCUACUCUUUGGGGGGUCUGGUAGCUCGAUAUGCCAUUGGUUUGCUCGAGGCCCACGGAUGGCUGGAUAAAGUGGAACCCAUGAACUUCACAACAUUUGCCUCGCCGCAUAUUGGGGUGAGAACGCCCCUCAAGGGUAUAAGGGGUCAGAUUUGGAAUGGGCUGGGACCUCGACUGGUCUCCAUAUCGGGCCAGCAGUUAUUCAUGGUCGAUUCGUUCCGUGACACCGGACGACCCCUGCUUAGCAUCCUCGCCGACCCAGAGAGCAUUUUCAUCCAGGGAUUGAAGAGAUUCAAAAAUCGAAGUGUGUACGGCAAUGUUGUGAACGAUCGCACCACGGCACUUUACACGACUUUAUUUACGAAAACGAAUCCCUUUCGGGACCUUGAAAACAUCAAUAUCAACUACGUGGACGGCUACGAGCAAGUGAUCGUUGAUCCCGAUGAGUUCCUGCUACCGGUCACACCCAAAGAACAAGAUGAUUGUUCAUCCGAGACGUGGAAGCGGACAAAAUCAUUUGUACAAAACAUGCCUUUUUACCUGCUAAUUAUGCUGCUUCUUCCUCCCGCUUCCACACUAUUCUGCAUCAAUGCGGUCAUUCAAACAUUCCGCAGCCAAAAAAGAAUCCGCCUCCAUGUGGAAGGCAAAAAUGGUGCGCUUUUUGGGAAAUACAAGGUGCCUUUACUUGUGCAAGAUAUGCAACACGUUAUGGACGAAGUCUUUGAGAAUGCCAAUGCUCGACAAGAGCCAGCCUAUCUUUCGGGAUCUGACGUCGAGGCUUCUGACUCUCAUGAGAAGCCCCUUGGAAGGGAUUUGAAGUCGACCAGACUCGACUUGGAUGCGUCUGCAGAUCCUCAGUCUUCGUACAUUGAUAGUGCGGUAUCUAAAUUCCCCAAGCUCGCAUUAACGUCCGAACAAUUCGACAUUAUUGACUCUCUGGACGACGUGGGAUUCCGGAAAUACCCGGUCUAUAUCCACAAGCAUCGACAUACUCAUGCAGCUAUCAUUGUUCGAAUUCAAAAGGACAGUUUCAACGAGGGCAAGCUGGUCAUGAAGCACUGGCUUGACAAUGGCUUCGUUCUAUAA
This is a messenger RNA of Penicillium odoratum, 1359 nucleotides long. RefSeq names its product lipase ROG1 family protein. Gene Ontology annotation, molecular function: monoacylglycerol lipase activity. The coding region runs from base 1 to 1359 and encodes 452 amino acids. The transcript is spliced from 2 exons. The record is from RefSeq and is a predicted model, not a curated record. NCBI's taxonomy places the organism in Eukaryota, Fungi, Ascomycota, Eurotiomycetes, Eurotiales, Aspergillaceae.